GUCAGAUGGAAAUGUACAGCCUGCGGUCCAGUAUAAAGUAGCUUAGUGCGAUGACAGCAGGCAGCAUAACUCUUCAUUGGUUUCCAUUGAUCUGAAAUUGGUCAUUUUAGUGAUUAGUUAACGAUAUUUGCUAUUAGCUUAAACGCUAACGUUAGUUAAGUAACGUUAAGUUAACGCUGCAGCCUUUUAACUUGUGCAGCUAGCUACUGAAUGGCUAGUUGAUUCACUUGUGAUGGUCUGCUGUCCUUUAUAAUAACGAAGGAGACGAAGCUGAGAUGGAUGAGGACAUGGAAGCACCUGAGCUGCCUGUGGAGGUAUAGAUCAUAGUUUACAUCCUGAGCUUUCUUCACGCUUCAGACAGGAGGGAAGCCUCGAUGGUGUGUCGCAGCUGGUACAGUGCCAGUCAGGACCUGCGCUUUCAGAAAAACGUCACUUUCUGCUUCCCAGCUUCAGCCUCAUCCCUGGAGCUGAUCAGAGGUCUUGGCGGAAAGUCACACUGCAGUCUGAUUAUCAGCCAGCUCGAUGGGUUCAGUAUGUCGAGAUCUCUGCUUCUGGAGGUGGGUCUUUGCUUGGGCUCUAAGUUGGAGAGUUUGGCACUCCCUGGCAGCAGUAUAACCGAGGCCUCACUGCUGGCCCUCCUUCCUCGCCUCACCUCCCUCCGUAGGCUGGACCUCAGGGGCCUGGACAGCCUCUUCAUGUCUGGGGCUUUCCUCUCCAGGGAGGAGCACAGACAACAGGUAAGGUCAGCCCUGUCUGGUCUGGAGGAGCUGGACUUGUCCGACCUGCGCUACCUCUCGGACCUCACCUUCAAUCGGCUCACUGGCUGUACCCCACACCUCCGCCGCCUCUCGCUGGCCGGCUGCCAUAUCGCUUUCGAGUUUGACCCGUAUCGAGGGUGCCCGGUGGGAGCAGUUGAGGAUUCGUCUGCAUUGCUGUCACUGAGGAACUUGCGGAGGUUGUUAACAGAGCAGAAAUCCACCCUUGUUGCUCUGGACCUCAGCAGAACCUCCAUCACCCCUGAGUCACUACGCAGUAUUGCACAGGUUCAAGAUUUGGUCUUAGAGGAACUGUGUCUGCACGGCUGUAAGGAGCUGACCGACUACUCGGUGGAGGUUCUGGUGAAGCACCAACCGAGUCUCCAGAGAGUGGACAUCAGUGCCUGCACUGAGCUGACCAACAGGUCUGUAGAGGCCAUAGCACGGGGCUUGAAGUCACUGACACACCUCUCCUUGUCCUGCGACUGGAGGAUCACUGAAAAAGGCCUCGCUGACCUUCUGUCUGUGUCCUCCCUGAGGACUCUGGAUCUGUCUGAGUGUCUGCACGUCAGUGGAACAGAGAUGGUGAAAGGCUUGACUAGAUCCAGUGCUGCCAGAGCACAGCUGGAAACACUCAGCCUCAAGAGCUGCACCUACAUUAGGGAUCUUGCAGUUUUAUCUCUUACCCAGCUUCUUGGGGAAACUCUCCGCGAGCUAGACCUGACGUCAUGUGUCAAUGUGACUGACUUGUCUGUGCGCGCUAUAGCCACCUACCUGCAGAGGCUGGUAGUUCUGCGGCUCGGCUGGUGUAAAGAAGUCACAGACUGGGGUCUGCUGGGGAUGGUGGAAACAUCCAAAUGUGAGCCUGACCAGGAAAUGGGAGACAAGGGUCCCAGGUUCACCCGGACAUUCGGCAACAUGGGCUUCUUCAAGCCUCCUCGUUUGCCAUUUGAGGAGCGACCCAAGCUGGUGACGCAGAAUGACCUGGAGCAGUUCAAACAGCAGGCUGGAGCUUCACUUUUAGCUCUUAACAGGCUGCAGGAGUUGGACCUCUCCGCCUGCCCCAAACUCACUGACAGCAGCAUCACACAGGUGGUGCGAUACCCAGACCUCCACCGUCUGUCUCUCUCCAUGCUGCCGGAGAUCACUGAUGCCAGCUUGGCGUCGGUCGCCUGGCACUGCCGCAGCCUCACCAGUCUGGCACUCAGCCACUGCCCGGGUAUCAGUGACCAUGGAGUGGCACAGGCUGCACCGUACCUACACAGACUGCAGCAUUUCUACCUCUCCUGUUGUACUAACAUCACUGACAGAUCCUUGUUCCUCCUGCUGCAGCACUGCAAGCGCCUGCGAACACUCGACAUCUCGCGGUGCAAAAACAUCUCCUUAACAACAGUGGACCUCCUUCAGUCACAGCUGCCAUUCCUGGAAAAUGUCCACUGCAAAUACAUAGGUGGGUCUGAUCUUACCCUUGCUUUCUGACUGACUGAUUGAAUGUCCUGGAUGACCGCUGACCAAAGCCCGCUCCACGAGUGAAGCUUUUGCACAUUUCAGCAACUUGCACAGGAAAUGUUGAAGAGCACCUCCUACAGCUACUGUAAAUACCGUCACCUAUACUACAGUUCCUUUGUUUGUUCAUGCUUGGAUUCAAACAAUCAGCUGGGGCAGACAACCCUGUAUCUAACCACCACAUUCAAAGAUCCGUUAAGUCCAAGUAGAAGAAGUUUGCAUGUAAUGUUUAUGUGGUGCAUCAUCACUGAGGGCGGGGAAGUAUAAGACAUUUCAAGGUGCUGUGUCUGCGUUCAAAUAUCUGUUAAAAUAAAGAGAAAUCCUGAAAACUGAAACACACAGCCACCAAAGCAAGAAGAAAAUAUUCUCUAUAAUGAGAAUGUGAACUCUUUCUACAUUUGUUUCUAGGAAGAUGUGGCCCAAACAAUUUUGCUUGUGAUAUUUUAUCGUCUUGUAACAAGGUACUUUUUAUCUAAGUUAAAGCUAGAGUGCGGAACUUGUACAUGUAUGAAUGGAGGUCUUUUACAUUUAAGCACGUACCAAACAAGUUCACACAAUGCUGAUUAAGCUCAUCACUGGCAGGUAAAUCUCUCUGUAUUUGCGGUUUACUGGAGUUUGAAAUCUGUGGCGAUGUUCAUGUGCUGCUGCACUGGUGACGAUGUGUUUUACGCCACCCAGCAAUGACCGGUCUUGCUAGGGCCACCCCACAGCCAUGUAGAGAACUGUGUGAUCACGAACAAAUGAUCACGAAAAAAAUGGCUCACUGGAGAGAACAUUUAUUAUUGGGUAUUGAUUACGAUUGUAUAGUUUUAAUGUACUUUGGCAGUGUUGUAUUGUUUGCAGCUAUGCCAAUAAAGUCACUUGAAUUUAAAUGAACAAAGGUGAGCAACUCUCUCUCUACAUGGCUCUGGAGCAACUGUAGUGACGGAGCAGACUACAGCAUCUAGGAGUAUGACAGAGGCUGUGUCGGAAAAAUCUAAGAGGCAUCUAAGAAAUGUUUCUGAUACUCCAGAUAAAGAAACUUUGCAUUUAGAGGAAGGAUUAGUAAAAAAGUUGUACUCUCACUGCCAGAAGGGGAAACACAAAUUCUGCCCUGCAGGCUAAAAUGUUCCAUAAGAGACCAUCUCGUCUAGAUUGAAAGUUCAUUUAAAGUUAACUAUUUUAUUUCUUUUAUUCUAUUUAAUAAUUUUGAACUAACAUGACUCGCAUGAAAAUAUCAGCUGUAAGAAACUAAAGAUAACUAGUUAUAUUCCAAUGCAUUUCUAUUGUGUUGUGAGUACUAAAAGGAGGCAAGACCUAAUUUAAAUGCUCAGUUGUCUUCUUCUGUACAGAUUAGGUGAAAGGGCUUUUUUAAAAACAUAAUAGGAGAAAUAUUUUUUCUUACAAUGACAGUUCUGUGUUGCUAAAGUAGAAGUAAAGAUGGGAUAUGAGUGAAUAAGUGGUCUUCAGAGUUUCCUGAAAGAGUUCCCUAAACAUCAACUAUUAAAUCAAAGUUAAGGCCAAUCACUCCGAAGUGAAGGUGAAUGACAGCAAGCUAUUGAUUUAGAAUGGCCUCUUUUAGAAGAUAAUAGCCUUUUUUUCUGUCAAAGCAUGUCAGCAGUGCACCUGCCUCCACUGAACGGUUUGAAUUAUUUAUGGAUUUUUUUUGAAAACUGCCAGUUUUAUCCAGAGAUGGGAUUAGCAUGAAAUAAAAUUGAGUCUCAAAUUUUGAGGAAUUUAUUGAAAGUAAUAUCCCACCAAUAGCAAACAAACCAUGUCACUUUUUUUUCUAUGAAAAUCUGUUGGCUGUUAUUACUGGAUACUACUCUAGUGUCUGUAAUGUAGUGUGAUACUGACUUUUCUUUUUCUCUUUUUGUUGUAUUGGCCAACCACUGAAGCCUAGCUAAAGAAAUAAUAUUCCUUUAUACUUAAGGUAUAUUGUUGAAUAAAUUUGUACUAUUGGGACACUGUAUGAUGCACUAUGACAGAGGGAGCAUUAUAAGGACAAAUAACAUUUAAAAGGAUAAAAGAUGUUGAUUUUAUAAAUAAACCAAAGUUUGACUACUA
This is a messenger RNA of Micropterus salmoides (largemouth bass), 4307 nucleotides long. RefSeq names its product leucine rich repeat containing 29 (gene fbxl9). Gene Ontology annotation, molecular function: protein binding. Gene Ontology annotation, biological process: SCF-dependent proteasomal ubiquitin-dependent protein catabolic process. The transcript has 11 exons. The record is from RefSeq and is a predicted model, not a curated record. Gene Ontology annotation, cellular component: SCF ubiquitin ligase complex. NCBI's taxonomy places the organism in Eukaryota, Metazoa, Chordata, Actinopteri, Centrarchiformes, Centrarchidae. Bases 375 to 2234 code for a protein of 619 amino acids.